CUCUAAGUGUGUUCGUGACAAUUGGCAUGUCAGUACUAAACAAAGAGAUCUAGAUCUAUCUAUUCUAGAGUAUAUUUGAUGAACAUUACUUCUUUUCAUCAUAAUCAACAGAUGACAUGACAGACCCAGUCAAUCAUAUAAAAAACCAGGAGCUGUCUGAUCCAUCCCUGAAUGGAACAACGGCUCAUAAAGAUUCUGUCAACGGGGUGGCAUUAACAAAGAAUGUGGAUGGCAUCAGCCGCAAAGACAGACGGAAAGACUGGUGGGAGAAGAAGAACAAAAAGGUGGAUGAGAAGCCAGCGGAUGCUGUAGCUGCCACCACUGAGGAUGGACCUGAACAAACCCGACCCAAACUCCGCAACAGGGACACCAUUGCCAAACCAGACAGUUUGAAAUAUGAACCAGAUUACCGUGGUUUCCACAGUAAAAUCAUGCAGAACCUCUACACCAAUACAUCGACUAAGAAAAAAAGAAAACAGACUGAAGCCUCAAAGAGAAAAGCCAAUGCAGGUGCGGAACAGGAUAUAAAAAAACAGAAAACUGAUGAGGGCAACGAGGCUCUGGACUUGUAUAAAUUUUCUUUAAAUUUGAUUAAUGGUGAUGUGGACACCUCCAAAUCGGCAGCAUCGAAAGACUCUAAGGAUAAAUAUGUUCUUUUUAUUGGCAAUCUGCCGUAUGAUGUAACACGUGAGCAGUUGGAGGAGCACUUCAGGAAAACUGGUGGGAUAAAAUCAAUUCGCAUUCCACGGGACAAAGCUACAGAUAAGGGACGAGGAUUUGCUUACAUGGAAUUUGAUGGCAGAAUAAGUCAUGGGAUAGCACUGCGGCUACACCAGACCACUCUAGGAGGUAGAAAGAUCAACGUAGAGUUCACAUCCAUUGGCGGGGGGAAGUCUGAGGCCAGGAAGGAGAAAUUGCGCCAGAAGAACCACAAACGGAGAAACAUGAAAAUGCGCUGAGUUUUUUUGUACUGUUAGGACUGGACAUUUUAGCUGACAUUCUCUGGUACUUGUGAUGAGACAUACUUGUCAGUGUUUUACUGACAUCAGUGAUGGAUCCAGUGUGUCGUCUAUCUGGUACUGUCAGCCUCAGUAUACCACGUCUUGGGGUUGGAUUUAGGGUUUAAGUUUAGGAUUAGCUUUAGUAUAGAAAUUAUACCAGCAUUAUCAUACUUUAAAGGUUACG
Physella acuta is the source of this 1185-nucleotide messenger RNA. RefSeq lists its product as uncharacterized. Lineage: Eukaryota; Metazoa; Mollusca; Gastropoda; Physidae. Gene Ontology annotation, molecular function: rRNA binding. Gene Ontology annotation, cellular component: nucleolus. The record is from RefSeq and is a predicted model, not a curated record. Gene Ontology annotation, biological process: ribosomal small subunit biogenesis.